Molecule: messenger RNA, 736 nt
Organism: Cucurbita moschata (crookneck pumpkin)
Lineage: Eukaryota; Viridiplantae; Streptophyta; Magnoliopsida; Cucurbitales; Cucurbitaceae
Exons: 2
Coding region: 16-693 (225 amino acids)
Source: RefSeq, a predicted model, not a curated record
AUAAUAUUUAUAGCAAUGGAAACUCAACUUUAUCACACACUUUUAUGUUCUUCGCCUCUUUUUAUUGCUUUGGGUUCGCAGUUCAUUUGUGAAUUGUUUCCCACAAAUAUGAGAGUGUUUGCUUUGUUCUUCUUUGCUGUCAUCGCCACCUUCCUCCUUCUGCCCAAUGCUGUUCUUUGUGACGUGAAAGAUACAGAGAUUCUAAACGCCAUCAACAAUUACAGACAAUCAAAGCACCUAUCUAAUCUUACUCAUAACAAAAAUGCAGCAUGUUUAGCAAGCAGGUUCGUUUAUAAGCUAAGAGAUGAGCCUUGUUCAAGUCCAGAUGAUUUCCACAAAGAAAUCAACUCUGAAAAUACCCUUGCAGAUUUUCUUAAGCUCUUGAAGAAGUGUCACAUAGCCUACAACUCGACCGUUGAUGGCAUCAUGCUCCCCGCUUGCGUCCCCCACCUCGAUCCCAAGUCCGUCGCCGAUAACUAUACCAAAUCCCAUGACGUCGAUUAUAUUAACAGUAAGAACUUUACGGGUGCUGGGGUCGGGACGUCUGACGAUUGGAUCGUCCUCGUUCUUAGCACCAAUACGUCGACGGGGAACUUUGCUAACGGUGGAUCUUCGUCUUUGGUUGUCGCCCGGGGUGGUUGCAUUGGUAUCAUGGUUGGUUUCUUAGGGUUGUUUGUUCUUUUGUUAUUUUGAUGAGGUGAGGGAAAAGGCUUUUGGGUUUGGGUUUAAAGCAUUG